GAGGGGCGUGGCUGCAGCCAGCCGCGAGCCCGGGUUCGUUCUCCCGGGCGGACUCAGCGGCGGAAGUGAAGCCGUUGCAAGAUCUUCUUCCGCUCUGAGGCGCCGCCGGUGCCGCCGUCCAGGACUGCGCUGGGGCAGGAAGAACCGGGGCCGUGGCUGACAUGGAGCAGCCUUGCCGCUGAGGCCUUACCCUCCCCACCCUGAGGUGGGGCCCACCAGGAUGAACAAACUGCCUGGGGAGCUGGCCCGUGACUUGGAGCGCAGCCUGCCCGCCUUCGCCUCCCUGGGCUCCUCGCUGUCCCACAGCCAGAACCUCUCGUCGCGCUUCCUCCCGCAGCCUCCGGAGAAACGCCAGGCCAUCUCUGAUGUCCGCCGCACCUUCUGUCUCUUUGUCACCUUCGACCUGCUCUUCAUCUCCCUGCUCUGGAUCAUUGAGCUGAAUACCAAUACGAGCAUCCGGAAGAACCUGGAGCAGGAGGUCAUCCACUACAACUUUAAAACUUCCUUCUUUGACAUCUUUGUCCUGGCCUUCUUCCGGUUCUCUGUACUGCUCCUGGGCUAUGCUGUGCUGCGACUCCGGCACUGGUGGGUGAUAGCGGUCACUACAUUGGUGUCCAGCACAUUCCUUAUUGUCAAGGUCAUCAUCUCAGAGCUGCUCAGCAAAGGGGCAUUUGGCUACCUGCUCCCCAUUGUGUCCUUUGUCCUUGCCUGGCUGGAGACCUGGUUCCUUGACUUCAAAGUGCUACCUCAGGAAGCUGAGGAGGAGCGAUGGCAUCUCGCCGCCCAGGCUGCUGCUACCCGUGGACCCCUACUAUUCUCUGGCAUUCUAUCCGAGGGCCAGUUCUAUUCACCCCCAGAAUCCUUUGCAGGGUCUGACAAUGAAUCAGAUGAAGAAGUUAUUGGGAAGAAAAUUUUCUCUGCCCAGGAACGGGAGUACAUCCGCCAGGGGAAGGAGGCCACAGCAGUGGUGGACCAGAUCUUGGCCCAGGAGGAUAAUUGGAAGUUCGAGAAGAAUAAUGAAUAUGGGGACACUGUGUACACCAUUGAGGUUCCCUUUCAUGGCAAGACAUUCAUCCUCAAGACCUUCCUGCCCUGCCCCGCGGAGCUGGUGUACCAGGAGGUGAUCCUACAGCCUGAAAGGAUGACACUGUGGAACAAGACAGUGACUGCCUGCCAGAUCCUACAGCGAGUAGAAGACAAUACCCUCAUCUCCUAUGACGUGUCUGCAGGGGCCGCAGGUGGCGUGGUCUCCCCAAGGGACUUUGUGAAUGUCCGGCGCAUUGAACGGCGCAGGGACCGAUACCUGUCAUCGGGCAUUGCCACCAUGCACAGUGCCAAGCCCGCCACGCACAAAUAUGUCAGGGGAGAGAAUGGCCCUGGGGGCUUCAUUGUGCUCAAGUCGGCCAGUAACCCCCGAGUCUGCACCUUCAUCUGGAUUCUCAACACAGAUCUCAAGGGCCGCCUGCCCCGGUACCUCAUCCACCAGAGCCUUGCAGCCACCAUGUUUGAAUUUGCCUUUCACCUGCGGCAGCGCAUCGGGGAGCUGGGGCCCCGCUCAUGACCAUGCCUCCUUGCCCACCCUGCCGGCCAGGGUCCUGUUGCCACAGCCUCUAGAACCAGACGGGCCCAGCUGGGCUUCCUGCUGCCCACAGAGGACCUGGCCCAAAGCUUCCACCCUCCACCAAGCCACUGUGCUGGAGCCAUGGCCCUGAGCAGGUGGUGGGGUUGAGUGCUCAGACUCUGGGGCUCUGCUGGCUGGAGGACAUAGGGUCUGUCCUGCUCAUGUUUACAUGGGGUAUCCCAACCUUCUGGAGGAGAUUGCAGUCUCCUACCUUGCC
Messenger RNA from Nycticebus coucang (slow loris), 1838 nucleotides. RefSeq names its product StAR related lipid transfer domain containing 3 (gene STARD3). Bases 221 to 1561 code for a protein of 446 amino acids. Gene Ontology annotation, molecular function: cholesterol binding; cholesterol transfer activity. NCBI's taxonomy places the organism in Eukaryota, Metazoa, Chordata, Mammalia, Primates, Lorisidae. The record is from RefSeq and is a predicted model, not a curated record. The transcript has 15 exons. Gene Ontology annotation, cellular component: late endosome.